Molecule: messenger RNA, 2362 nt
Organism: Eriocheir sinensis (Chinese mitten crab)
Lineage: Eukaryota; Metazoa; Arthropoda; Malacostraca; Decapoda; Varunidae
Exons: 12
Coding region: 242-2077 (611 amino acids)
Source: RefSeq, a predicted model, not a curated record
UCUUACCUUAGCUCCACGUGCCAGCAAGGUCUCGGCGAAGGCUCUACCCAGGCCCCUGGCAGCCCCUGUAAUGAUGGCGACACUGCCCUUGAUCUCCAUGCCCUCGCUUCUAUCUGUCCUGCUGGGGAGAGGGCAAGUACAGGCAUCCUGUGUAAUGUAAACCGAAAUCGAAGUCAAGGAGACGCUUCGAACCCCAGAUAAAUUCAUAUUGCUGGCACACUGGGGUUACCCUGCCGUCAAAAUGAGUGGGCCGCCGGAAUUAAAGGUUGGAUUUGGCAAGGACAAGUGGCGAAGGAUGAAGAGCACGUCUGAGGAUGCCUCCAAGAGUGAUGAGGAUAUUAUCAGAGCGGUGCUAGCCAAGUUCCACGUGCCCAAGAAGGUGGUGGUGCCGAGCCCUUAUGUGCCGCCGCUGGAGCAGGAGUUGUUUGAACACAGUGGACGCUCCGUUCGGCAGCUCCACCAGGAACUUGUGAGAAGUGGCAAGGAACCCCUAGCAGUGUCCCGAGUGAGAAGAGGGCCCCAAGGCAUCCAGAAGCCCACAGAGCAGCUUGGGCCACCCCGCCGCAGCCGCAUAUCAGGCCCCAGUACUCAGCCCCUUACUGCCAGAGAGUAUCUUUCCACUGCCCGCAGCACAGCCCGUGACAAGAACUUGGCCCGAGUAGCUGAGGUUGAGUCCCAGCGAUUACAAGAGGAGCUGCAGCAGGAGAGAGCUGUCAACACCCAACUGGAAACUCAGCUUAAGUAUCAUGAAGAGGCUCUUCAGGAAUUCCUUCAGCACCAUUACAGUGAAGUGACUGACACCAUGACAAGAGGAGAGUGUGCCAAGCAUAACAUGACUGAGGCGGAGAUACGGAUUGACUACUAUUCAGGCUUGCUAGCAGAGGCCAAGACAGUGAAGGAGGAGGAAGCGGAGAGGCUGCAGGUGCUGACAGCCUUCCAGCAAUUCCUAGCAGCUGUCACUCCUUCACAGUCUCUCAAAGACUUAAAGAGAAAAAUCCAUGAAAUCCAAGAAAGAGUGAAGGAGUCAUCAUCUUACAUAGAAGGAAAGCCAAUAGAGGGCUCUGAGUUAGCUGAACUUGCUCGAGCAGUUACUGUGGCAACAACUGGUACUCAAGCUGUCUCACCAAGAGGUGAGGGAGGUGGAGGGGGAACACUAGGGGCUGACCUGGCUCUCCUUCGCAUGCUGAGGACAGACACAUCCCAGAGCAGGUCGUCCUCUGGGCUGGGCAGCAAACAAACACCCAUGCAGGCCUCUGAGGCUUCAGAAGACAAGGUGGACGCUGUCCAAGAGGAUGAUGAGGCCUGUGACCACGAAGCUUUUGACCAGUUUUUGGGAGACGAUGAACAUUUGGUUGACCUGGCCAGCAUGUAUGAGUCCCAGUGCCAUGCUUUGCUCGGCCUUCUCACCAGGAUACAGAACCAAACAGAAGCUCUAAAUAAAGAAGUAGACAGUCGGCAGAAAAAACUGAACAGUCGCCUUCAGGAAAUUGAGCAGCUACAGGAAAAGGCUCGAGGGGGAGGCCACGAGGGGCAGCUGCAGGACCUCCAGACACUGAUAGGAGAGUGGCCGAGGCUCUCAGGUGAUGCCGAGGCUCAGGCGCAGCUGGACAAACUUGUGGCUCAGAUUGCUGAGGUGGUGAGUGACGUUUUUGGUUCCAGUAAGUAUUCCCCGUUGGUGCCACAGGCUGUCCCAGAAGUGCCUCCACUCAAGAAACUGUCGCCCCAGAACUCAGCAGCAAAAACUAAAGGAGGCGGAGGAGGAGGAGCUGCAACAGAAGGCAAGUCGAGCCCAGGCAAGGAGAGCCCAGUGGAGGAGGUUAUGAGUGAACCAACCGUUAGUGCUGGCAUGGGGCAGGAGGCUCUACUGGCAUUGCUGGAGGCCAGAGUUACAGACCUAUGUGCUCAACUAGACAACAUUGAUCCAGCACUCAGAGAUGCCAUUUUCUUGAAUUGUGAGCAGUCCCGACAAGCUCGGCUUAAAGAGGAGAAGCGACAGGAAACUGAAAUGCGGCGAGCCGAGAGAAAACAACGCCACCUGGAACGAGCCAUGGCUGAACCGCCUUCCAGACCACUGUAGGGUUGGCUGUCACUCAGAUUUUUUUGGCUUUAUGGUAAUUAGAUUACCAUGUAAAUUGUAAUUGUAAUUCACUUUUCUUUAGAACUGUUCUUGGCGUUGGCAUUGUAUUAUGAUAUCUACUAACCAGGUAUGUAAUUAUUUUGUAAUUCGUAUACAUACAUCAUUGUAGAUCCUGUUUCCUGUAGAGGCCAAAUAGGAAGUCAGAGAAGGCAGUCAUAAGAAAUGAAAAUGUAUGAAUUGAAGGUUUAUUAACUAUUGAUAAAGAAGUAAAACAUUGUAUGUAGU